UUAUUGAUAAACAGUUGGUCGUUCGACGUUAACUCGUAAAGUAGGUACUAAAUUCGUAAAUCGGAAAUAAAAUAUUGCCGAACACAGUACAGAUCGAAAAUCCAAAUAGUAUUGCCGACUUUUUAGAAUAUUGAUUGAUCACGACGCAUUUUCCGGUUCGGUAGUUGUGGGCAAAUGGUGUAAACGGAUUUAUGCACACGCCGACGUCGAUCGACCUAAUAUUUGAUAACGACCACGACGUCGUAAUGAUGGGUCAACGCUUUUUCACGAGAUAAAAAGUAUACCCACCUUUGGAUUUAAUAAUAAUAUCUGCUUACAUUACGCGUCCGUGUUGCUGGUAACUGGUAAGACGCAUAUUGUAAAAAAAUUCGCCUACAAAUAAGUAGGUUGUCAUUGUACUUAUCUGUUGAUGACCAGCUUUUAACGCCGAUUCUGGUCUGUUGACAAAGUAAACGUUUUUCAGUGUAAUUAGGUAUUUAGGUGCCUACUUACGAUUUCGUUAUGUGCGGUAUAUUUUGUUCAUUCAUUAAAGGGUCAACCGUGUGCAGUGAGAUCAGCAAGUGUAGAUCGUCAUUGCAAAAGAGAGGCCCGGACAUUGGUUCUACUCAUGAAGUUAAUGUCAAUGGAUACACUGCGUUGUUCUCGGGCAACAUAUUGUGGACUCAAGGAGAACGUCCGACCGGACAGCCAUAUGUGGAUCGAAAAGGCAAUGUACUGCUGUGGAAUGGGGAUGUGUACAGUUGGAAUCUGACGAUGAACAAUAGUAUUAAAGACAGUGAUACAAAAAUAAUAUCAGAUUUUCUAUGCGAUGGAGGUAGCAUGGAAUUGCUUAUGACUUCUAUCCAUGGUCCAUAUUCUAUUAUUUAUUACGACUGUGAACAACAAGUUUUGUGGGUCGGUAGAGAUCCAAUAGGACGCAUCAGUUUGUUGUGGAACAUCAGUACAAACAAAUUGAUUGUCACUUCCGUUGGACACAAAGACAUUCCAGAUCUAAAAGAAGUACCAGCCAUUGGAUUGUUCAGAUUUGAUUUGAAUGCAUGCAAACUUGUGCCUCAAUUAUAUCAAUGGUCACACACUCGUUUUGAUUGUGAUUAUGACAUUCCAAAUGAAUUACAAUAUUUUAAACAAACCUGUAUUCAUCAUGUUACAAACCCUGAAGAUUCUAUAUUACAACAAAAUGAUCAAUUAAAUAUGUCUGAGCUAUUAUCACACCAAGAAUUUUGUAAGAAUGUUGAUAGUCUGAUUCACUAUUUGUCACAGUCAGUUCAAAAAAGAACAACAAUCAAUCCAAAGGCUUGUAAAAUGUGCGAGUUCAAAUGUGAUCAUGCAAAAAUUGCUAUUUUAUUUUCAGGAGGCAUAGAUUCAGCAUUACUAGCUCUAUUAGCAUCUAAAUAUGUCGAAUCUGAUGAACCGAUUGAUUUGUUAAAUGUUUCAUUUGAAAAACCAGCAAAUUCUAACAAUUUUGAAUGUCCAGAUAGACAAACAUGUUUAAAUACAUUAGAAGAGUUAAAAACAUUAUGUCCAACUAGACGAUGGAAUUUAAUAAAAAUAGAUAUUCCAAAUGUUGAAUUACAACAAAAACGUUUUGAUACCAUACGCCAUCUCAUUUAUCCUUUAAAAACUGUCCUAGAUGAUAGCCUAGGUUGUUCAUUGUGGUUUGCCUCUCGAGGACUUGGAAAAUGUAAUGGAAAAUCUUAUAAAACCCCUGCUCGAGUGUUAUUGUCUGGAAUGGGUGCAGAUGAGUUAUUAGGUGGUUACACAAGGUACAGAAAAAUUUUACAGCGACAUGGUUGGCAAUCACUAAAUGAAGAAUUAGAUAAAGAUUUUUCCAAAAUACCUUCACGUAAUCUAGGUCGAGAUAACCGUGUGUGUUGUGACCACGGUCGUCAGUUGCGCACUCCAUAUUUAGAUGAAAAUUUUGUAGAAUUUAUUAGAGGACUAGCACCAUGGCAACGGUGUUGGCCAAAAGAACCAUAUCCAAUCAACCUGGGUGAAAAACUAUUGUUACGAUUAGCAGCUUUCAGAUUAGGACUUGUAAAUGCAGCAUGUUUACCAAAACGAGCUUUACAAUUUGGCUCAAGAAUAGCCAAUAAAAAAGAAAAUGGAAAUGAUAUAAGUGAUCGAUUAUAAAUACAUGGAUAAUAAAUAUGGAUUUAUUUUUUAAGCACUUCA
Molecule: messenger RNA, 2172 nt
Organism: Aphis gossypii (cotton aphid)
Lineage: Eukaryota; Metazoa; Arthropoda; Insecta; Hemiptera; Aphididae
Product: asparagine synthetase domain-containing protein CG17486
Exons: 7
Coding region: 502-2130 (542 amino acids)
Molecular function (GO): asparagine synthase (glutamine-hydrolyzing) activity
Source: RefSeq, a predicted model, not a curated record